This is a messenger RNA of Cladophialophora immunda, 831 nucleotides long. RefSeq lists its product as uncharacterized. Lineage: Eukaryota; Fungi; Ascomycota; Eurotiomycetes; Chaetothyriales; Herpotrichiellaceae. Gene Ontology annotation, molecular function: hydrolase activity. The transcript has 2 exons. The record is from RefSeq and is a predicted model, not a curated record. The coding region runs from base 1 to 831 and encodes 276 amino acids.
AUGUCCACUCACACGGGAAUGGGUGCGUGCUGCCUCUCUGGGGUUGUGCACGAAGGUACCCCCAAAGGCCGUGAAGACACCAUCGGCGGCCUGCCCACCUACAUCGCGGAGCCCAGCGACAAGUCCACCUCCAAAACCGUGGUCUUCCUCACCGACAUCUUUGGCUGGAAAUUCAAGAAUGUCCGACUCCUCGCAGACCAAUAUGCCAAAGCCGGAUUCUAUACCUAUGUCCCUGAUGUGUUGGAAGGAGAUUCCCUAGACAUCGAAUUUCUCCAAAGCAUCGAGCCACCUUUGAAGCAGAAAGAGCAGGAAGGGCUGCUCGCCAAAGCGAAGGAGACGGUAGACGUGAUGGCCACACUUGGGCCGUGGUUGGCCAAACAUCGGGAAGCCGUUGCGGAGCCCAUCAUCAGUGGGUUUAUCAACCAUGUUAGAACAAUACCGGGGACGAAUAAGAUCGGGACGAUCGGUUUCUGCUGGGGCGGCCGCUACUCCAUCCUCCAAGCCCAUGGUCGCAAAGAAGGCCAGAUUGGCGGUGUCGAUGCCGCAUACGCCUGCCACCCAUCCCUCCUUUCCAUCCCUGCGGACAUCGUCCCCGUCUCAAAACCUACUAGUGUUGCCGUUGGUGAAAAGGAUAGCUUGCUGGAUAUAAAAUCCGUAGAUCAGCUCAGAGAAGCGCUUGAAAAGACCGGUGUUCCCACAGAAGUGAAGGUCUAUAAGAACCAAGUGCAUGGAUUUGCCUUGAGAAGCGACUGGAGCAGUGAUGAGGACAAGAAGGCAAUGGAUGAUGCGGCGCAGCAGGGGAUUGACUGGUUCAAUAAGUAUUUGUCCUGA